AUGUCUGAAGUUGAUGAACUGGUUGUUUCAUUCAUUGCAAAUGUUAAUGUUAAUGAUGAAAAAUCUAAUGAAAUUGCAGUUAAAUUAACAGAUUUAAUUCAAAAUAAAAAAAUUAAAUUAUUACAAAUUAUUUUAACAUUAAAGGAAAGAUUUAUAUCAGAUGAUGAAAAGGAAAGAAUUAAAGCAUUAAAAUGUUUAUCAUCAAUUUUAUGUAAUGUUGAACCACAAUUAUUAUUAAAAAAUGAUAUUACUGUAUUAAUUAAUUUUUAUAUGUCAAAAAUUACAGAUUUACCAUUAAUGAAAGAAGUAUUAAUGGGUUUAGAUGCCCUGAUGACAAUGAAAUAUAUUACAAUUGAUCAAACUGUAACAGUUUUAUCAUUUUUAGAAAAAAAUUAUAUUUCAAAAGAUUUUUUAGCCGCCGUUAGAAAUUAUCCAUUUUCAAUCUUAAAAAAUAUUUAUGAAAGAUGGAAAAUGAUUUUAAAUGAAGAUGAUGAAAAUAACAAAAAUUAUAAAAAUUUCAUUAUUUUAUUUAUUAAGACUUAUAUUGUUAUUGCAUCAGGUGAAAAGGAUCCAAGAAAUUUAUUGAUUUCAUUUCAAUUGAAUAAAAUUAUUACAAUUAAUUUUAAAUUAGAAUCAAUUCAAUUUUCUCAAGCUUUAUUUGACAUUUUAUUUUCUUAUUUCCCAAUUACUUUUAAACCACCAAAGGAUGAUCCAUAUAAAAUUUCAAAUUUGGAUUUAAAACUUGCAUUAAGAUCUGCAAUUUCUGCGUCUGAUAUCUUUGCUGAAGAUGCUUUUAGUAAUUUAAUUGAUAAAUUAGGUGCUACUUCUCCCGCUAUUAAAAAUGAUACUUUAUUAACUUUAUUGGAAUGUAUUAAUAAGUUUGGUGGUAAAGCAUGUAUUGAAUUUUGGUUACAAAUGUGGAAUGCAUUAAAAUUCGAAAUUAUACAUAGUGGAGAUGGUUCAGAGGCUACUUAUUUAGAUCCAAUUGCACAAAAUGAUAAUAGUAAUAAUAGUAGUGCACCAGUGUCAAAUAUUCAAAGUAAUUAUCAAUUAUCAUUAGAUGUAUUGAGAGCUUUAGCAGAUCAAUUGGUUUUAUUAGAUGAAACCGCAUUUAAUAAAUAUGUUAAUCAUAUCUUAGAAGAAUUGAAGCCAAAUUUUGAAUUUACUAAAGAUUUAAGACAAAGUUGUAGUAUUAUGGCAGCUAUUGGUAGCGCUAAUUUAAUCGCAUUUAAUAAAGUUAUUGAUUUAACGUUACCUUUAUUUUUAGAAAAUACAACAGAAAUUUCAAAAUUAAAAUUAAUGUUAUUAAAUUUAUCGUUUUUUUUAGACUCUUAUAUUAAAAUUACAAAACAUUUAAGUGAUAAUGAAAUAAAAUUAAAUGAAUUUAUUAAAUUAAAUCAUUUAAAUGAUUCAAAGGAUGAAAUUUUAAUGAUCCUUGGGAUGGCUUUAACAGGUAAUUCAAAAAUUGAAGUCACCGUAAGAACAUUAUCAGUUAUUCAAUUUACAAAAAUGGUUAAGAUGGAAGGUUAUUUAACUAAAGAAGAAAUUUCAUUGAUUAUUCAAUAUAUUACAGAGACUAUCCUAACAGAUAACAAUAAAAAUAUUUAUUGUGCAUGUCUGGAAGGUUUAAAAGUAAUUAGUCAAACACAUGAAAGUUUAGUCUAUGAUGUCUCCUUAAAGGAGUUAUUGAAUUUAUUACCAAAUAAAUUUAAUGAUUUUAUUCUAUACCAUAAAGAAGAUGAAAUUAUUCAAAUUGAAGUGAUUCUUAAAGUGAUUCUAGAUUUUACUACUUCAAGACAUAUCCUUAUCAAAGAAAGUAUCGUAACUUUAACUCAAAAAUUAGUUGAAAUUUAUGCAACUGGUGAUAAUGAAGCCGUUGAUUACUGUUUUUUGCUAUUAUCUACUAUUUAUUCUUUAUUUGAAAAUAAUUAUCCCAUGCUUGAUGAUAUUACUAUCGGAGAUAUUAAGAGUCAAACUGAAUCAUCGAUAUUUACUAUUCUAAAUGAUAAGAAAAAAGAAAAUUCUAUAUUACUGGAUGGUCAAAAUUUAUCAUUGUUGUCUAAUGUUUUAUAUUUCCUUAAUGUGAAAUAUAAAAGAGAAAACCAUGAACUCGAAUUAACUAAGUAUACAAAAAUAUUCGUUGAUGAUCAUAAGAUAUUGGAAGCACCAAAUGUUUUGGUUGUACCAUAUGUUAAGAUAUUAUCAGCAAUUGAUAAAGUAUGUGACUUUCCAAGAGCAUCCGAUAUUAUGGAAAAAAUUGCAUCUUUAAUUCAUAACAGUCAAACGAACGGUAUGUCUAAUUUACAAAAGAUUGGUUAUAUGGAGUUAGUAACAGUAAUGACAAAUAAAUGGUUUAAUGAUGAACAAGAGACUAUGAUUAUUGAAAAAUAUGUUAAUUGGGAAGACCAAUCUACUAUGAAUUUGGAGAUGAUUGCAUGGAUUGGGAAAGGCCUAAUUAUGAAAAAUUCAUCACAUUCAAAUAUAAUAUUGUCUCAUUUCUUAAGUUUAUUAAAGGAUGAAAAGAUUGGUUUAGUUGUAUCUAAAUUAUUUGAAUUGUUCGUUAUGGAUAUUAGUUCCUUGACAAAACAUAAGGGUAUAACUUGGACUAAUAAUGUUAAAUUACUAUACAAGCAAAAAUUCUUCAAUGAUGUAUUUCAAAGUCUUGUUACUUCCUAUAAUGAACCUGGUUUAUCAUUGGAUAUUAAAUGUAACUAUUUAACUGCAUUAUCUUUGAUCUUAAAACAUACUCCAAACAAAUUAGUGGAGCAAUUCAUGAAUGAUUUACUCCCAAUGUUAUUACAAGCUUUAGAAAUGCCUAAUUCAGAAGUUAGAAUUUCAGCCUUAGAUACUUUAAAGGAUACAACUGAAAAAUUUGGAUUACUAAUAACAGAAAAUAUUGAUACUCUGUUACCAAUUUUAUUAAAAUUAGUAAUACCAGGUUCUAAAUAUAAUAAUGUCUCAGUAAGGUUGAUGUCAUUACAAUUGAUAGGUUUAUUGGCGAAUAGUGUUCCAUUAAACUAUUUGAAACCAUAUAAGGAACAAGUCAUUAAUGGAUUAUUGUUAACUUUAUCAGAUAAAAAGAGAAUUGUUCGUAAGCAAUGUAUUGAUACAAGACAACUAUAUUUUGAAUUAGGUCAAGUUCCAUUUGAGUAA
Maudiozyma saulgeensis is the source of this 3153-nucleotide messenger RNA. Lineage: Eukaryota; Fungi; Ascomycota; Saccharomycetes; Saccharomycetales; Saccharomycetaceae. The record is from the annotation of a GenBank genome assembly.